AUGAGCAUAAUACCCGAUUGUUAUAUCCCUCCACUACGGUUCAACUCGAUCCAACCGAACCUUUAUCGAGGCGCAUACCCGCGCUCACCAAACUUUAAUUUCCUAGCGACACUCAACCUACAAACCAUAAUCUCCCUCACACCAGAACCAAUCACACCAGCAACCGACCCGCAAUUGCAUGCAUGGGCCCAGCUGAACCAAAUCCGGCUCAUUCACCUAGAGUGCGCCAGUGGAGGCAAGGGCAAAAAGCGAAGUACACCACUUGAUUACGAUACCGCGAUUCACGCUCUCAAUAUCAUCAUCCAUCAACUGAACCUGCCUAUUUUUAUCCAUUGCUUAAACGGAGGACAAAUCACAAGUUUGCUUGUGGCGUGCUUGCGCAAGUUGCAGUUUUGGUCGGCGAUUUCCAUAUUUAACGAGUUCAUCAAUUUCACUACAAACAUCACCGUUAAUGACCGGUUGUUUGUGGAGAAUUUCGGCGGCGUGGUGGAGAUCAAUUACGACGACAAGGUCCCCUGGUUAUGGGUUGGUGUUAGUAAACACUUGGUGAAUAGUCACCCUAAAUUGAAAGUGAGGGACGUGAGUAGCAUUAAUAGCAGGAAAAAAGCUGAUGAGAGGAUUUCCACUGAAGAAGAAAUGGUAGACCCAUUGGAUGAAUGA
This is a messenger RNA of Lodderomyces beijingensis, 660 nucleotides long. The record is from the annotation of a GenBank genome assembly. NCBI's taxonomy places the organism in Eukaryota, Fungi, Ascomycota, Pichiomycetes, Serinales, Debaryomycetaceae.